Molecule: messenger RNA, 3146 nt
Organism: Ictidomys tridecemlineatus (thirteen-lined ground squirrel)
Lineage: Eukaryota; Metazoa; Chordata; Mammalia; Rodentia; Sciuridae
Source: RefSeq, a predicted model, not a curated record
GGAGCCAUCUGGCCAAACACUACUGUGCAUCACCACGGGAAUUUUGGAGUCAUCUUGAAUUUCUCUUUCCCUUGCCAUCAUUUAUUAAGUCCUGUUGUGUGCCUAUGGGGUUCCAGCUUCUGCUCUCAAUCCUGGGAGAUAGUGUGACCAAGACAUACAGUCCUGCUCACCUAUAACUUCCAUGUCAGCUUGGGGCAGCAGGGGAAGGAGGACACAACCAGACAAAAAAUGCUAUGAAAGGAAAAAAUAAAUGCAGGGUACUGUGGUGGGGAGUUGGGAGUGACGUUGUGUAUUAGGCAAAUAGGGAGAGCCUCCCUGAGUAGAUGACAUUUAACUAGAAGGAGCCACCCUUGCAGAGACUGGGAACAAGGCUAAGGACACAUGUGGUGACACUGAUCUGAAGUUUGUAGAGGAGGCAGCCUGCCAGGUGAUGGGAGGGGAAGGCUUGUCCUCUGAGCCCUGUGGGUGCAGAGGCCCUGAAGUGGGAAGCGGCUGGGUGCUGGAAGAACAUCCCUGAACUAUACCCACUGUGACAUAACCACCACCAACACCUCUGCACAUGGCUUUUAUAGACACCCUGUAAGUGAAGCAGAAGAGUCCCCUGUUCCCCCCCCUCCCUUGUUUGUGCCCACUGUUAGUUUGUUUGCCAUCACCACUGCACCUCCCUCUAGCUCUCUAGCCUCUUCCCUGCUAUCUCCCAUAACGGCCUGUAAUGAAACCAAAAGGGCUUUGGAGGGGACCAUUCUAACAUCCUAGGCAGACCCUACCCCUCCUAUCACUAGCCGUAAUUGCUUAAACCUCUCAUUGUUUCCAUACCAGUAAAUUGGGAAUAGUAAUGCUUGCCUUCUAGAUUACAGGAGAUCAGACAUUUUGGAGGUACUCAGUAAAUGGAGGCAUUUUUUUUAAUGCUUCCUGAAUAUUAAAAUAAAUUCAACUUACUGUGAACUUCAGUUCAUUGACAUUCAAUAUGUAUUCUGUAUCCAUCAAUCCAUCAUUUCUCAUUGACUUCUGCUGCCACCUGAUCCAUGCCUGGUCCUCUCUUGCUGGGCCUCUACAUGAGCCUAACACUUCCCCUGUAGACUUUUGGUCCCUUGCAAUGCAUUCUCUACAUGGCAAUAGUAGUUAUCAAUUGGAUUGUGUUAGUUCCCUGUGAAGACCUUCAGUGGUUUCCCAUUUCCAGAAUCUUUGUUGUGGCCUGCCUGGCCUCUCCCACUAUCUCAACCCACUCGCACCCUGCCUCUUCACACCGUCUGUCCCUCUUCUCACACAAGCCAAACCUGUCCUCCCCAAUAUAUCCCUCCUCUCGGGCAAGAACUAUUGGGCACACUGGUCAAAUCUGAAAGGGACAUUUCUUUAAUAAAUGUUAGGUAAGGCCAGGUUGCUGAUGAAAUCAUCAUUUCAGACCUUCUGAUCCAGCUGAAGAUAAUAAUUACAAUGUUGAUACUAAAAAAGGAAGUUUCAACAAAAUGGAAUUUUUAGCACUGUAAAUCAGAUGACCAGUAGUUUUUAUGGAAGCUGAUAUUUUGGGUCCCUUUUUAAAUAUUCAGGAGAAGAACAGCAGGAGAUAUAACUGAAGAGGCAAUUGUAAAAACUGAAAGACCUGCUCUGUAUUGAGAAUCUGUGUGGGAGGUGCUGUGUUUGGUUCUGGAGACACAGAAGGACAUGACAGUCCAUGGCCUGUGUGGAAGCAGCUCAACCUGGGAGCAGCACAGCCCAGCCCCCACAGGGCACAGCCAUUCCUCCACAAUGGCACCGGAACCAGCCUUUCCUGACCAAUGUCACCUUCUUGAAGAUUCUUCUCUGGUUGGUCCUCCUGGGACUGUUUGUGGAGCUGGAAUUUGGCCUGGCUUAUUUUGUCCUGUCCUUGUUCUACUGGAUGUAUGUAGGGACCCGAGCCUCUGAGGACAGGAAGAAGGGAGAGAAGAGUGCCUACUCUGUGUUCAACCCAGGCUGCGAAGCCAUCCAGGGAACCCUGACAGCAGAGCAGUUGGAACGCGAGUUGCAGUUUAGACCCCUGGCAGGCAGAUAGGACCCAGCUCCACUGUCCUGCAGCCCGCCCAGGACCAACCCUCCCAUCCUUGGAGUGCGGACUUGGGUUCAGAUGCACAGGACUAAGGACAGCUUGCGGGUUGGCUCUGGCUGCGUGUUUCCCCUGACCUACUGCUGCAGUUUUAUCUUUGAACUUCUCUUUGGGGAAAUUCUCUAAAAGACAUGCCCAUUAGGGCUGGUGCAGUUUAUAAAGGUUGCUCAAAAAAGGAGAACUGUUUGUCUUGUCAUUUGAGAGAUGACUUGGAGCACUAGGAAGGCAUUGGGAGAUUGUCCUUUUGAAGUAUUGAGCUAUUUGAAAUAAUGAUUAGGUACAGCAGGACUGUAUGUUAAAUGUUCUCUUUAAGUCAAUAUUUAUAGCUUUUUUUCCCCCGAAUUUUGGGGUUGUUUUUGUUUUUGUUUCUGUUUUACCUUCUGCUUUAAUUCUUGCUUUUUUUGAUCAUUAAUGAUAUUGAAAUGUAAAAUGUCUUUAACAUUUUCUUUUCAGAAACAGGUCCCAUUCAUUGUCCCUUACCAUCUUCAAUUCUUCUACUGUCCUGUCCUCAUUAGUAAAAGAAGAAGAGACAAAGUUCUAAAUGACAGGCAUGGAGAGGGAUUUCACAAAGUCAGUUAUCAAGGAAUUGAUAAGUGGCUAUUAAUUCAGCAAGAAAAACUCUUGAGUGUGAACAAAGAGCAGGGCUGAUGUUGGAUUCCAGACUUAGUAGUGGCUAUUGGGUUGUAUCAUAUUUUCUGAGGACUUUAAGUCCUUCACUUGUAGGCACCGAUGAGAAAUUGCAUGGGUAAUAUCAAAGGCCUGAGUUUAGUGUUCCUUCCUCUUCUAGUUCAAGUUUGGGUUCAUUGAAAUUGGGCAGCACAAGCUAUCAAAUACUUUCAUACUGAUGAGUCAAAGGACUCUAGUUUUAAACAAUAGUUGUGUCCAAACUUAAGACAUUACUGAGUCAUUUAAAUUUUGGUAAGUUUUCAUUUCAGAGUUUUCUGUUAAUUUUUAUGUUAUGAAACUCAUCACUUUAACAUUCAUGAAACAUUGUUAAUAGAGGCCUGUUAAUUAUUUUUGUUCUUUCUUGCCUGAUUUACUUAUUAAAGCAAAUUCUUAGUUUAGA